Messenger RNA from Solea senegalensis (Senegalese sole), 4058 nucleotides. It is a transcript of the gene septin5b, whose product is annotated as septin 5b. The coding region runs from base 2829 to 3935 and encodes 368 amino acids. Gene Ontology annotation, molecular function: GTP binding; GTPase activity; molecular adaptor activity. NCBI's taxonomy places the organism in Eukaryota, Metazoa, Chordata, Actinopteri, Pleuronectiformes, Soleidae. The transcript has 12 exons. The record is from RefSeq and is a predicted model, not a curated record. Gene Ontology annotation, cellular component: cell division site; septin ring; septin complex. Gene Ontology annotation, biological process: cytoskeleton-dependent cytokinesis; regulation of exocytosis.
GGCGUAUAAAACGAAGUCACCGCAGUUUCACGCAGCGGUGCAGUGAUGAGGUAGGUAUUACUUUUUUGCAGUGGAGAUACUCAACCUAAAUUUGACACACUGGACCUUUAAUACAAUAAUAAAUGGUAACCACCAUGAAUGAACAGCUAAUGAUGCUUGUUCUUAUCCUUCUGUUGGGCUUAUUUCAGUGAUUAUCCAAUGUAAACAUAAAUGCACUAAACCCAAAGAAUGUAAUAAUACAUACAAAGUACAUUAAAUACUCAACUUUUUAUGUCUUCAUUAAACAUUUUCAGUGGACUCGAUCUAAACCUGACCCACAUCCUCCUCAGCUGUCCCUCAGCUGCAUCGGAACGGACUUGUUUUGAUUUCCUGAGUUAAUUUUUCCGCCUUAUCUCUGUCAUCGGAUCAUUUCCUGUUUCUAACAGCCACAAUUUCCUGUCUCUGUGGAGCACAUUCAGAGAGAUAACUCUUUGCCUGUCUCGCUCUCAUCUACGGUGUCUUUGCUCUCUUUAUUCAGUCAUAUGUAAUCAUGGAGUUACUGUAGUUUAGCCACUUGGAGAUGAUUAAAGCUCGUUUUUGUUUAUUCCUGCCACUCACACAUGCAUCCUUCAGAGAAACCAGGGAAGCAGCGCAGCUUAAAUCAUGAUUAUUUUUGUUUCUUGUUGCUGCUGUGUCUUUCACAAAGUUUUGUGGGGGUUUUUUGAGCAGUAAAAACAAGCUUUUCCUCUGGCUUCCGUCUCACCCCUGCCCACCUCUGCUCCCAUUGUUCCUCUGCCACUGACAGUGAGAGAGAGGGCUGCCCCAGAACAAUGAGCACUUCCUCCCGUGAGGUGGCGUGCUCGACGGCCAGCAAGGAAUCAACACCGAGCACAUGUGAUGGGCCAUUGUGCGUCGCCAAGCCCCGGGUCUUCCUGCGUGAGCCUGUUUCCGAGCUGAAGUCACUGUGUGACCCUGAGCUACGUGUGUGAGUGUGUGUGUGUUAUUACACACAGGUGUUCUCACAUGGACGGACCACACACACACACACACACACAGGCAGGUUUCUUACAUUGACCGUUGUGUCCAUGAAAGACCAGACAUUUUAUUUUGGGGUAUAUCCUCAUUGUGCACUUACUUGGGGUCGCGGUCGUCAAUCAAAUACCAUUCGAAGCAACGUCACAGUCGCAACCUUCGAAAGCAAAGGCGGAAUCGACGAUUUAACCGCGCCCCCAGUGUGACGUCUUGCAGGGCGUGUGUGUGUGGCCCACUAUUAUGUGUGGCGUAACCACACAUAAUAGUGAUUAAAUACGUACGGCGUUCACUAGACCCCGUCACUUUGAAUAGAGUGCUCUCAAAGUGUUACCCAACUACAUUGUGGGUCUGUUGCUUCACUUUGCUUUUGUGCGUCAUAUGUUGAUAAAACCGUCUACUUUCCAAGUAUUUGUGCGAAAACCAGCCAGGGAAUCAAAACACACACCAACGUACUGACCCUAACCUUAACCCAACCAAUGAGACCAAGUUUAAAUGCACAACUAAAUAAAUAAAUAAAACCAGUCGUCACGUGUGCGGCCCAGGGUCACUGUGAUUGCAGAGGUCACAGUGACCCUGGGGCCUAUGAUGGUGCCAGGGGAGUUCGCCCAUUGUCCCCACCUUAGCAGGCCUGCAGCAGCACAGGAAACAGUCAGUGAUGGCAGCCUGCUCCUACCUCCACUCCCACGCUCUUCUCAUUGUUUCCCUGCUGUUGUCUCCUCCUCCUCAGGUAGGUGUCAUAGCAAUUCUCACCAAACCUCGAUCACUAAGUGUGAUCAGAUCCACUGGAGCGUUUCUCACUGUGACACCUGUGCCUCUGGUGGUGUAGACUCAGUGUGUGUUUGAGGUAUUACUCAUGUUGUGGGGACACAGUCACGUUGUCACAGAGUUUUAUAAAUAAACAAUAAACAUCUCCCAUCUUAAUUAGUGCAGUAAACAAAGGUUAUUUGUGACAUUCAUUGAUUGUUGUCUCCCUCUCUUCUCAGCUGCUCAACUGUUAAUGGAGGCAGCCACAUGUGCCACCAUGUUCCCUCAGCACUAUACAUGUGCAUAACAACCACUACUACAGUUUGUCCUUUCUGGUCUGUGAAGGCCACCAUAGUUCCCUGAAGAGCAUGGGAAAGGGAUAGGUCCUUCUUUUCUUUUUACAAUCUGUAAUCUCACCACUAGAUGGCACUACUUACACACUGGACCUGUAAAGACUGUAAAGAAUUAAAAUCAAUCAGUUGUCUUGAUUCGUUUACUUUGUAUACUAAUAAUAUUAAUUUUAAUGUAUUGUUGUUGUUAACAAUACAAUAAUAAUAAUGAUGAUGAUCUAAUAAACAUCAGUUGAUUUAUUUACCUAUUUACCUACGUUUCAUCUGAUGAAACUAAUCUCAUAGUUUCUGUCAUUGGUGCUCAAAAUAAUUUGAAGUUGAAAAAACCCCAAAUUUAUUCAGAAAAAAUGGAGAAUUAAAUGAAGAUAAAAUUAAUAUAAUUAACUAAGACUAAAAUUCGGAACAAUGUUUAUUAUAUUAUAUUAAAUAUUACUAUUAGUAGCGGUAUUGCAAGGCUAUGACGUUGUUGCACAGACAGACAGAGUAACACUGCCACCCUCUGGUGAAUCGCAUGUACUGCACACACUUGUUUUGCUCACCAACAGGAGGAUUACGGUGCGCGCGCAUGACAACUCGGCGUGCGUCGUGUGAAAUGAUGGAUGCAGUGAAAUGUGUGUGUGCGUGAUUUGGAUUCAACUCUGUGGGUGGACGCGCAUUCUUCAGCUGCACGCACGCACGUAAGAGUGUGUUGUUCCGUGGACCUCUCACUCUCUCUCAGUGAAGAUGACGGCUAACAGCAGGUACAGGAGUCGCGCGCAGCCCCGUGCAGAUGAUGGAGAGGAAAAGGAGUAUGUUGGUUUUGCGACGUUGCCCAACCAGGUGCACAAGAAGUCUGUGAAAAAAGGAUUUGACUUCACCCUCAUGGUGGCAGGUGAGUCCGGUCUGGGUAAAUCCACCCUGGUAAACAGCCUGUUCCUCACCAAUCUGCACAAAGACCGAAAACUGCUCAAUGCUGAAGAACGGAUCAGUCAGACAGUUGAGAUCACAAAGCUCACCGUGGACAUCGAGGAGAAGGGGGUAAAGCUGAAACUGACCAUUGUGGACACGGUGGGUUUUGGAGACGCGGUCAACAACACUGAGUGCUGGACGUCCGUCACAGACUAUAUCAACCAGCAGUUUGAACAGUACUUCAGAGACGAGAGUGGACUGAACAGAAAGAACAUCCAGGACAGCAGGGUGCACUGCUGCCUCUAUUUCAUCCCUCCGUUUGGACACGGGCUUCGUCCAGUGGAUGUAGAGUUCAUGAAGGCCCUACAGGACAAGGUGAACGUGGUUCCUCUCAUCUCAAAAGCAGACUGCCUCACUCCCACCGAGAUAAAGAAACUCAAGGAGCAGCUAAGAGAGGAAAUUGAUAAAUAUGGAAUAAAGAUCUACCAGUUUCCCGACUGUGACUCUGAUGAAGAUGAAGAGUUCAAGCGGCAAGAUAAAGAGCUGAAGGAGAGCUCGCCGUUUGCAGUGAUCGGCAGUAACACUGUGGUAGAAGUCCGAGGCCAGAGGGUGAGAGGGAGGCUCUACCCGUGGGGCAUUGUGGAGGUUGAAAACCCAACCCACUGCGACUUUGUGAAGCUGAGGACUAUGCUGAUCAGAAGCCACAUGCACGACCUAAAGGACAUCACCAAUGACUGUCACUAUGAGAACUACAGAGCUCAGAUCAUCCAGACCAUGACCAGUAAGAUGAAUGCAGAUAAGCGAGUGGAGAGCCCCAUCCUACCACUGUCCACAUCUGGCGUGGAGACAGAGAAACUCAUCAAAAUGAAAGAUGAAGAACUGAAGAGGAUGCAGCAGAUGCUUCAGAAGAUGCAGCAGCAGAUGCACGAGCAGGACUUGUGACCCCUGACCUCUCGCUUACAUCUGUGACCAUGCAUUUUAGGGAGGCAGCACAGAUUUAAACCAUCACAAAUACAAUAUUUCUCCCAACACUUGUCAGAAAUAAACUGUGGACAAACAACUAAA